Messenger RNA from Pollicipes pollicipes, 1730 nucleotides. RefSeq names its product glycoprotein 3-alpha-L-fucosyltransferase A. The transcript has a single exon. Lineage: Eukaryota; Metazoa; Arthropoda; Thecostraca; Pollicipedomorpha; Pollicipedidae. Gene Ontology annotation, cellular component: membrane. The record is from RefSeq and is a predicted model, not a curated record. Bases 1 to 1029 code for a protein of 342 amino acids. Gene Ontology annotation, molecular function: fucosyltransferase activity.
AUGUCGACGCUGGGCCGCGUGGUGCUGCUGGGCGAGCGCCCGGGCCGGCCGCGAUCGCGCAACUUCACGCUGGCCGUGUGGCGGCACGGCCUGCGUCUGGAGCGCCGUCUGAUGCGCUCCUUCGGCGGCACGCUCCGACCGCCGCUGCUCGGCUGCGACGUGCAGAACUGCCGCGUUCUUUAUACCAGCGAUCCGGCGGCGGCCGAGGCGGCCGACGCCGUCCUCUUCCACCUGCAGCUGACGAAGAAGGAUGCGCUGCCGCCGCGCCGGCGCAGUGAGCAGCGGUGGAUCUUCCUCAGCGACGAGAGUCCGCGCCAUGUCUUCCUCUCACGCAACAACAUCUCACAUUACAACAGCGUCUUCAACUGGUCCAUGGGCUACCGGUACGACACGGACGUGCCGGUGCCGUACGGGCGCACCGUGCCCGGCCGCUCGCAGGCUCUGGUGACUCCCAAAACCAAGAUGGUAGCGACCAUGGGCUCCAACUGUGACGGCAGCGGGCGCUGGCAGUACGUGCGCCAGCUACAGAAGCUGCUCCCCGUGGACGUAUACGGUCGAUGCGGCACGCUGAAGUGCCCCGGACACUACGACAAGGACUGCAAGCUGCUGGGCGACUACAAGUUCUACCUGGCCUUCGAGAACAGCCGCUGCGACGGUUACAUCACAGAAAAGGUGUUCUGGCACGGCUUGGGAAAGGGCGCCGUGCCGGUGGUGUGGGGCGCUAGGAAGAGAGACUAUGAGAAGGUCCUGCCCCCGGGCAGCUUCAUUUUUCUGGAAGACUUUGCGUCAGUGGGAGAACUGGCAAAGUAUCUGACCUUUCUCAGCGACACUCCUGAGGAAUACGCGAGAUACCACGCGUGGCGCAGCGCAUAUCACGUGGUGAACGAACAUGGCUAUUUUGGAUCCCCCAUUCACUACUAUUGCCGAAUUUGCCAGGCACUUAACUUUAACAGUGAGGAGAGGAAAGUAUAUUCACGCCUCGACCAGUUUUGGGGUGUCAAAGAGCACUGCAUCACGGCCGGCAAGUAAGAGUUCGUGAAAACCUGUUGUGUUCCUGGACACCUAACGUGUGUUGCAACCCAGAUGGGGAUGUCAUGUGCUAUAUCUAUAGUGCUACGCGCGACAUGAGAUGGGCAAUGAUACCCUUACAGCUGCCACAGGACACAAGACUAAACUUAAGGGAGAAUUGAAUUACGUUUUGCUCUCCUCGAAGUGUCAUUCCUUGCAAGUAUUCCCUAUUCUGGUGUUAUGACCGGUACUGUAAACGAGCAGCGAUGGGUUGAUGGGGAACAUCGAACGUAUACGCUAUUUGUAUAACGUGAACUGACAGAAAAGAAAAGAAGUGAGCAUCACGUACCUGCGUCACCAAAAAUAAACCAAUAAUCCAAGUGGACAAGGCGGAGCCAUGGAAACGUUGCGAAACAAAAUUCAUGGCGGAUCCAUUCAGCGUUUCAAUGGGUAUUUUCCUUGCAUCACCCAUCCCAUUUUGCGUCCUCGCCCUUGACGCAACCGUUCAAUUGAGUGCGCUGUGGCUGUCGGCUCUUGACCCAGCACUCCCUGCUGCCGCACUUGUCUCUCGACCUUCUUCCUUUACCCACGCGCCUUCCCCGCCCUUAUUUCGGUAAACCCACUCCCUUGUAUUUAUCACUUAUGACCACAGAUCCAGGAAGGGCCACGUCUUAUAAUGCUACUGUGAACACAUUGGCUGUGAAUACAAAAUAGAACACAUC